This is a messenger RNA of Cyprinus carpio (common carp), 872 nucleotides long. It is a transcript of the gene crcp, whose product is annotated as calcitonin gene-related peptide-receptor component protein. The transcript is spliced from 6 exons. Gene Ontology annotation, cellular component: RNA polymerase III complex. Gene Ontology annotation, molecular function: nucleotide binding. Bases 179 to 622 code for a protein of 147 amino acids. NCBI's taxonomy places the organism in Eukaryota, Metazoa, Chordata, Actinopteri, Cypriniformes, Cyprinidae. The record is from RefSeq and is a predicted model, not a curated record. Gene Ontology annotation, biological process: transcription initiation at RNA polymerase III promoter.
GUUAUAGUCAGAUCUUUAUUAAAAUUUCCACUAUAGAAAAUAUUUUUAACCAGCAAUAGUUACAGGAAUAUUUAACCCUACAAACAAAUUUGAACAGGACAACUGUGUUGGAAAGUUUAACAGACAGCCUCGUUUUCUCACGGAUCGUUGUUAGUUAGAACCAACCAGGCAAAGCGGGAUGGAAGUAAGGGAAGCCAAUGCCGCUAUGCUAAGCAAUUAUGAGUUCUAUGAGUUGAGUGAGGUGAUGGAAGAAAAAAGAAAGGAGAUGGUUAAGAAUAAUCUCAGCACCAUGUUUUAUGAGGUGUGUGUUUUUGAUUUUUUUUUGUGUGAUUUGGAAUAUCUAUUAAAUCAUACGCCGUGUGCUCAUCAGAAUCCAGACACUGUGAAGGAGUUCCUCACUGCUAUGCUGCCUCACAAGCUCACUAAAGCCGAGAAGUUGCAGCUGCUUAACCACAGACCUCAGACUGCUGUUGAGAUCCAGCUGAUGGUAGAGGAGAGCGAAGAAAGACUGACAGAAGAACAGAUUGAUAAACUUAUACAGAAAGUUAAGGACGUCCUGCCUGGUGACCCUCAGAAAGAAGCCAAUGCAUCGGCUGAUCCUGAGAUGGAGACAGACCAGUAACAUCACCCCUGCAAACUCAAUUAUACAUGUGUAUAUAUAUAGAGAGAGAGAGAGAGAGAGAGAGAGAGAGAGAGAGAGAGAGAUGUGUGUGUGUGUGUGUGUUUUCAUUUUCAAACACAAAAGAAACUUUCUUCAGAUUUGUUGACAGUGCUAGUGCUAAUUUUUGCUAAUAAAAAGUGAUGUCUAAGAAAACAUGUAUGUAUUGUUCCUGAUGUAUAUAUUGUACAAGCAAAAGAUAAAGAAAUACCAC